Messenger RNA from Bemisia tabaci, 4565 nucleotides. Its product is annotated as cdc42 homolog. Gene Ontology annotation, biological process: small GTPase-mediated signal transduction. Lineage: Eukaryota; Metazoa; Arthropoda; Insecta; Hemiptera; Aleyrodidae. The record is from RefSeq and is a predicted model, not a curated record. Gene Ontology annotation, molecular function: GTPase activity; GTP binding.
CGUAGAUUCCUAACCUCAAAUUGACGUUGUCGCACUUUGAUAUGUUGAUUGAUAGUGGAAAAUUUUCGUUUUCGUAUCACCGAGACUGUGUAUUUUGUGUCGCGAUUGUUAGUUUUUUUAUUUUUUAAGAAUUUUAGAAAACUUCUUUCGAUUACAAUUACUUCAUAAAAAUAUCAUUCAAUCACCAUGCAGACUAUCAAGUGUGUUGUCGUUGGAGAUGGUGCUGUAGGUAAAACCUGCCUCUUAAUAUCAUACACAACCAACAAAUUUCCAUCAGAAUAUGUGCCAACUGUAUUUGAUAACUAUGCAGUCACAGUAAUGAUCGGUGGGGAACCUUACACUUUAGGACUAUUUGAUACUGCAGGUCAAGAGGAUUAUGACAGAUUAAGGCCUCUUAGUUAUCCGCAGACAGAUGUUUUUCUAGUGUGUUUUUCAGUCGUGUCUCCCUCAUCAUUUGAAAAUGUCAAAGAAAAGUGGGUGCCAGAAAUUUCACAUCACUGUCCAAAAACACCAUUUCUUCUUGUUGGAACUCAAAUCGAUUUGAGAGAAGAUGCCGGAACCAUCGAAAAACUUGCGAAGAAUAAGCAGAAACCCAUAUCAUUCGAGCAGGGAGAGAAACUGACUAAAGAACUCAAAGCUGUAAAAUAUGUUGAAUGUUCAGCAUUAACACAGAAAGGAUUAAAGAAUGUUUUCGAUGAAGCAAUAUUGGCAGCGUUGGAACCUCCAGAACCUGUUAAGAAAAGAAAGUGUUGUAUACUUUGAUUUCACAUCUCAUUUUCAGUGUUGUGGACUUGUAACGAUCCGUCCCUCAUCAUGAUGAAAAUAGCAAUGACUCUAACUUACAAUGCAGCUUUUAUCAGUGUGUUAAAGCCCCAGUCCCAAGUAAAGAUUUUCUUGAAUCUGUUGCGGACAAUACCAAGGUGAAAGCAAACAAAAUUGUCAUGAAAAUAUUUCAGGGUUUUUUAAGUUUGAAAUUUUAGAGGAAACGACAAUUCUGUUUGAGAUUAUUUUGAAGCUAGAUUGGUUUUUUAAACUUAAAGUUUUCUAGUGUCAGUCAGUGAGCAAUUCUCUUUCACUGCUCUCAUGCCAAUAGAAUCAAUGCGCCAGUUCAUGGCCUUUAUCCUUUAUCAAUCUUGAGUCGUUCAUUAAACACAAUUGUCGAACUAAGUGACACCAUCAGUCUGUGAAGCAGAGGGUUGAAGUAAAAUUUCUGGCUGAAUCAGCACCAUGAGCAGGAUAAUGAGGAAUUUUUUAUGGAAGAAAGAAAACCAAAAAACUUAGUAAUUUGAGUGCUGUCGAUAAUCUCUCGAGAAAAAGGCAAAACCUACUACAGCCCUCCCUCCUUUACCUGAUUUUUCCUAUAUUAGACAUCAUCCAAGUGUUCCCACAAGAGACACCCAGCACUUUUUCCAACAGUCACCAGGCAAGGCUUUUUUCCCCACUAUCAAAUAUUUAAAAAAAAUUCUCUCAGCAGUUUAGUUUUUCUUUCUCUCUUUCCUUUUUAAAUCCUCUAAUCCAUUUUGAAAGCCAAUAUUUUACAUUAUCUUUCUGAAAAUUUGAGAGCAAAACAUAAGGAUUAAAAAGUAGCACUAUUUAUUAGAACGCACUAACAAUAAUCAAAUCCUGGAGGCACGAACAAUGAUAAAUAGAAGUUAAUUUAUACUGUAACUAUAACUAAAACUUCAUUGAAAACUUUAGUCAGCAAGCAAGCACCACUCUAGAGUUCUGGCCAAAUUACUCAACCAACGUCUAUAGUAAGACAAAGAUGUCUUCAUUGGAAUAUUGAAACUAGAUGCUAGAGUCAAAAUAGUAAAUUUCCAUUUUCUCUCAUAGAAGUAUGUCAACUUUUUUGGUUUGAACUCUAGCACGAAUUGCCUCAAGUAAAAACUUACACAAGUGUACUCUGGCAAUAUCUGAUCUUGCAGCCCAAUAGAUGAAGGUAGUUAAUUGCUUCAAAGAUAGAUUUGACAAUGAGAUCUGUUGAUUUUGUACAUUAAUUUCAGUCUUACCAUCAGAAACCAUGUUAACAAGCAAGUUUUUACCAUGAAACUGAGCAGAAUUCAUAGCAUGUAAAAUCUACCUAUCUCUUCUUUUUUUCUUAAUUAAGUCGUAUUUUAAACUUUAUUUUUUUCAUCUAGGCACUUUUCCGUGUAUUUUCUUGCGUUUUGGAGUUUUAUGAAAUUAUAUCUGCAAUCAUUUUAACCUUACUUUUUUCUUCUGUUUUUUAUUUGGCUUUUUGAGUAGGGAGAAUCUUUUACUGCUUUGACUUUCUUUCUUUGUGUUUCUGUAGAAGUACACUCCAAGAUUAUCUUUUGUUUUUUAAAUUUAAAUUUUAUCCAUUUUUAAGUUGUAUUUUGGCCGCAUACAAUCAACUUUCUUCAUUUGAACAUAAAAAUACACUUGUGCACAACUGAGAUAGGUUUAUUUGUAAUUAGUUUCGGAAUCCCUCUUUGAAAGAAAUAUUUGUAUGCACAGCAACUUUUUUCAUACUAAUAUCACCUAUAUCCUCAGGACCUAUCAAUGUUCAAGCUUAAAAUUUUUGUUUUUGAACAUUGAUCUCCUUUCUUUUUCGGGAAAAACCCGUAUAAUGUAUUAUUCAACAUCACUGUUCAGCAUACAGACCAGGAAAAGGUUCAUGUGCAACCAUCCACAGAAAAAGGACCUCAGUCUAUGUAGACCGAAUGUUCAACGCAGCAAUUUUUGUCGUCGAAAAGAGAAUUUGGAAUUUGACAGAAAUCCGAUUUUGAUAGAUUUUCCCUCCAUAACUCCAAAAGAAUCAAUUUUGAGCGGGGUAUUUCAUUUUUAUGCAAAUGGAGGGUGUAAAGAUGCAUCAUAAUCCAGCAAUUUUGGGCUGCAAACAAGAGAAAUUAGAAUCUUGAACGACUUCUCAAAACUUUGUUUUUGGAAUAGCAAACUUCAAAUUAGCACAACUGUGGUUCGAUUUGACUAUUGUGGGCAUUUUUGAUCCAAAAAAUUCAUAGGAAACUCCUUUAGCCUCUGAAACUCAUCAGUAAUUCAACAUUAGAUAUUUUUUUCUCCUGACUAAAGUCCUUGCCCCUGUGGACGGUCACAUAUUAAUGUAGCUAAAUUUUGUUCUUAUCCUUUUUAUUUUUUUUCCCUCCUCUCUGAUUAUUUUGAUUUUUUUUCAUUCUCUUUUGAAGCCAUAAUUAUCUCAAAAAAAUCAAAUUUAGUUUACAGAAAACUCCUUUUCACCUGUGUGAAGAGUUAAGAUGGUUUUUGUAACGCCUCAAAUCGGCUAUUUUCAUUUUAAUUUUUUUACUGCUAGAGUUUAACUGUGUUAAACAAUAUUUGAUGAGACCAACUUCCUCAUAUUUCAAACAAAGAACACACUUUUGUACGUAUUUGUAAAUAGAUCUAAUUCUAAAGGGCCAUACAUAUGUUAAGUAACAAAACAUUGAAUCUAUGUAACAAUCAUUGCAUCCUGAUUGACUAUUCUCUACUUUCCUUAAAGCAACAUUUUUCCCUUCACCAAACAAAUCUGUAUUGGUUAAACUAAACUAAAUCUCCCAUGUCAACCUCCUCUAAGAAGAAAUUGUGGCUGAAAGGAGUCAAGAAAGCAGGGUUUACCAGAAACUUGGUCCUAAAUAAUUUGAAUCUCUUCCCUCAAUUAUAAAAUGAGCCAUUGGAAGAAGAACCCCACUUCAUCAUAUUCCUUGGUAAAUGUGAAAUUUUGUCAGGCACAUUGUCCUGCAGCUCAAGAGGACUGAUUUGUGGAACGAAUUUUGCCAAUUUUAGAACUUUAGGUAAUGAUUUUGAAAUGCAUUAUCCUUAUCCUUGUAGAUAGCCUAAUUUCAACAAGUUGGUAGAAUCUUAUCUUGCGUUGGAGGAUUUUCCUAACAGCUCUUUUAGAAGGACUUAGGUCCGUUCCCCUUUAAACCCUGCUUUUCAGAGACCUUAAAAUCACAAAUUUCCCUUGAAACGACCAUGGCAUGGAUGGUUUAGAUCACUCUAUAGAGCUCAAUUAUUUACACUUAAAUCUGAAUCUAAAAAAACGAACCUAAUCAGUAUAGUUAAUUUUUAUUAUAUAUUUUCCGACACAUUUUUUAAUUUUUUUUCUUUUUUUGAAUUUCAUCUCUUCAUCAACAUGAUUUUGAUAGAAAAUAUUUUUAAAACUCAAAUUUAAUAAGUCUCCUUUUGCUCUUCAGUUUUUAAAAACUGUGUGUCAUACUUAAGUAAAUGAUUUUUUCACCUAAUAGUUUUAAAAUGAAGACUUUACAAAAUCACAUUUUAAAUGGGUGAUUUGCGUAAGUACAUUAAUAUAUAAGUUUUUUAAUUUCACUUAAAAAGGAGCUUUGAAGAAAUAAAUCAACAGGUAUCUACUUUUUAAUAUUUUAGAAAUCUAAUAAAAGAAUGUUUGUAUUUUGAAAAACUACUUCUGUUCCCUUUUUUCAUGUUUAGAACAUACAGGCAAUUUUUCGGUACUUUUUUAUUCGCCUACCCUACAUACCCUCUGAUUUUUGUACUUUAAUGCAUUUAAUCUCUCUAUUUAUUUAUUGCAUUGUAUGUAUUUAAAAAUGUAUUAAAUUAUUUUUGUACCAAACUAA